Oryctolagus cuniculus (rabbit) is the source of this 15000-nucleotide messenger RNA. Lineage: Eukaryota; Metazoa; Chordata; Mammalia; Lagomorpha; Leporidae. The record is from RefSeq and is a predicted model, not a curated record.
UGGACAGUGAGAGAGAGAGACAGAGAAAAAGGUCUUCCUUUGCCAUUGGUUCACCCUCCAACGGCCGCCACUGCUGGCGCACCGCGGCCGGCGCACCGCGCUGAUCCGAUGGCAGGAGCCAGGUGCUUCUCCUGGUCUCCCAUGGGGUGCAGGGUCCAAGCACUUGGGCCAUCCUCCACUGCACUCUCUGGCCACAGCAGAGAGCUGGCCUGGAAGAGGCGCAACCGGGACAGAAUCCGGCGCCCCAACCGGGACUAGAACCCGGUGUGCUGGCGCCGCAAGGUGGAGGAUUAGCCUAGUGAGCCGCAGCGCCGGCCUGAUCUUAGUGCUUUUUAAGCACAAGAGUCUUUUGUUUGCCAGUGGAAAUUUCAGGAUUAGCAAGAGAAGCUAGAUUUUAGACACCACAGCCCGCUUGGUGGUUCUUAUUAAGUCUAGAUUCAUUUAAACAAAAUAAAAUAAUAACAGCUAUAAUAGGCUUCAUUGUAAUCAACUGAAAGUAUUUUUUAAUGUGAUCCUUAGCUGUAAAUGGAAGCCCUGUUCCCACGUCAGUACUUACUCACUGCUGAAAGAACUCCUAACAAAACUCCCCUUCUACAUGUAACACAGCUCUGAGUGCCCCAGCCAUCCCCACGCUGCUCGGGGCUAUUAAAGCCGGGUGAAUCUGUUACCUCAUAGUCGCUCGGGCUCUGAUUCACAGCUUCCACCAAUGGGAUGGCGGCGCCGGUCUACUGCAUUCAUUCAUUUAUCUUAGGGCAUCUUCUCUUGGUUAAAGGCCACAACAAGUCCUUUGGCAUUUGCUUGAGCAUUAGAUUGUGUUUAGCCACUGAAAUUUUUAAAAAUUGCCCUUAAGAAGACAUAAAUAUACAGCAACACAUGUAAAACCGGCUCAGCCUCCUCAGUACUCAUUUUUCCUUUUUUCAUCUCCCAUUAAAUAAGCACAUUGAUUGGCUUAAUAAAGAUGGCUGUGGUUUUUGGAGGAUCCGUGCCUCUGCAGAUGGUUCCAAUCCCUUGUUUCACCGGGUUUCUGUGUCGAUGGAGGGAACUGACGCAUUCAGUAGGCUCCCAAGAAGUACUGCUUCCAGGGUGGGAUCUGUGGCACAGUGGGUUAAGCCACUGCGUGGGACACCAUACCUCAUGUUUGAAUGCUUGGUUUGAGUCUCAGCCCUGUUGUUUCUGAUCCAACUUCCAGCUAAUGCACCUGAUGACCCAAAUACUUGGAUCUCUGGCAAGAAGGAGAUGGAGUUUCAGGCUCCUGGCUAUGGUCUGGCCCAGCCCUAGCUGUUGCACUCAUCUGGGGAGUAAACCAACAGAUAGAAGAUCUUUUCCUCUCUCUCUCUCUCUCUCUCUCUCUUUCUCUCUCUCUCUGUCAUUCUGCCUUUCAGAUAAACCUUAAGGAAAAAAAAUAGUACGAUCCCUUUGGGGGUUGCCAGAUUUAAAAAUAAAUUCAAAAAAAAAUAUAGGCCACCCUGUUAACUUCAAAUUUCACAUGAACAAUAAAGGCUUUUUUUAAGUAUAAAUAGACACCAAAUAUAGCACGGGACAGACUUAUUCUAAAAAUAGUUAUUGUACAAAAUUUAAAGCUAACCUGUAUUUUACCUGGUAACCUAAUUUUUCUCCCAUCUAACUUUCCGGCUUUUCUGAAAAGCCAGUUUCCCACUACUUUCCUCUCUAACAAUUUGCAUAAGGGAAUUGCGUGGAAUCUUUAGGGAAAUACUUUCCUUUUUUUUUUUUUCAUAGACCAUAAGAAUUUUCUGUAAUUUAGGUAGAGAUUUGAUCUGGCUAUCUAAAGUUUUUAGUAUUUGCAAAUGAAGAACCUUAAAAUCAAACCAAGAUGGAGUGACUUAAGCUAACGCUACUAAAAAUAAGAAGUCACCUUUGCCCCAAAUAAAAUUAAAAUUUAAAAAUUAUAGCCCUAAACUUUUUCCCCAGAGCUAAAAUUAGGUGCAGGUAUAAAAAUAAGGGACCCUAUGCUCAGCUAGCUGAGACACUUGUGCCUGGCUGUGCUAAGACCUAACCCAGUUUGUAUGCCUCCUAAUACUCAGAUAACCAUGUGGGAAGCGGGACGCUGCUCUCCCUCCAGGGGAACAAAGGGAGUGAGAUGUCGUCCCCCUCAGGGUGAACAAGAUGACGCUGACAGGGAAAGGAACUGCUGAAGAAGUAAACAACAAAAUGGUGAUGAGGUGCAUGCCUCCCAUGUGAUCCCGUAGCUGAUUGGAUAGAGGAUGCAUGCCUUUCACAUGAUCAGCUCACUGAUUGGGUAGAGGACGCAUGCCUUUCACAUGAUCAGCUCACGGAUUGGACAGAAGGCGCAUGCCUUUUACAUGAUCAGCUCACGGAUUGGUUGCUGCGGGUAUAUAAACCGUGUGGCUCUGUGCUGGGGGCGCUCUCUGGACUCCCGAGUUCAGGAGGCCCAUCUGCGCAGACGCCAAAUAAAUCCUCUUGCUUUUGCAUCAGCCGGUCUGGAUUCUGAGUCUUUGGGGUGUGCCUCUCGAUGUGUUAGCAUCCUCACUCAGAGGGUCUAACAGCAAAUACAAAUCUUUUCCACACUCUGUAAUUCAGUGCCUGACACAUAAGGGUACUCAGUGAAUAGUUAUCAACUGAAGUGAAGGAAUGAGAGCCUGGAUAGACGUGAUCUGGAUGUGCUGAGAUGGGUAGUGUGAUUUCAGCUAACGUGAUCAAUUGUUGUUGGAGUGAGACAAGAAAGAUUAAAGAUCAGAAAAACCCAAUAAAGAGGGGUGCAGUAGACUUAAUAAUGGUCCCAGAAGAUGUCUAUAUGCAUCUCUACUUGUCGUGGCAGUAGAUAUGAUUUUUUAAAAGAUUUUUACUUAUUGGGGCCAGUGCUGUGGCGCAACAGGUUAAUGCCCGGGCCUGAAGUGCUGGCAUUCCAUAUUUAUUUAUUUGAGAGGCAGAGUUACAGACAGAGAGAGGUAGAGACACAGAAAGAGAGGUCUUCUAACUGCUGGUUCACUCCCCAAAUGGCCACAAUGGCUGGAGCUGAGCCGAUUUGAAGUCAGGAGCCAGGAGUUUCUUCCAGGUCUCCCAUGCAGGUGCAGGGGCCCAAGUGCUUGGGCCAUUGCCUACUGCUUUUCCAGGCCAUAGCAGAGAGAUGGAUUGGAAGAGGAACAGCCGGGUCUCGAACCGGCAUCCAUUUGGGAUGCAGCCGCUGCAGGUGGGGGAUUAACCUACUGUGCCACAGCGCCAGCCCCGGCAGUAGGUAUGAUUAAGGCAAGGAUCUUGGGGUGUGAAGAUGAUCUGGGAUUAUCCACAUGAGCCUAAUGUAAUCACAGAGAGGCUGGAAGGUGAUCGCUGCUGACCUGGAAGAUGGAGGACGGCACCAAGGAAUGCAGGGGGCAUCUAGAAACCCGACAAGGUAAGGAAAUCCAUUCUAUCCUAGGACCUCUAGAUGGAGCACACCCAUGCACACUCACAACUUUUAUUUAUUAUUUCACACUCACACACACAGAGAACUUUCAGUCUCUGGGUCACUCCCCAGAUGCCUGCAAGGCCAAAACCUGGAGCUGUGAACUCAAUGCUGGCCUCCCAUGUGGGUGGCAGUGGCAGGGACCCAGGUAGGCCAUCACCUGCCGCCUCCCAGGGUGUGCAUUAGCAGGAAUCCUGGAAUCAGAAGCAGAGCCAGGACUUGAACCCAGGCACUCUGAUAUGGGAUGCAGGUGUCUCAGCUAAAAGCUUAACCACUAGGCCAGACAAAUGCCCUCAUCUUAGAUUUCUGACCUCCAAAACUUUAAGACAACAAUUGUGUGCUGUCUAAGCUACUGGAUUUGUGGCAAUUUGAAUAUGAGAGGGAAAUGAGUACUAAGCAAGGAAAGGUGUCUUGGUGAGCUAGGCGCUUGCCUACCCGAGCAAAGUCUCACAGAAAGCUUAACUUGGCACCAGUAACAAGAAUAAAGAAACAUGAGGGGUAGAAAUUGGCAAACAGGUAAGUAAAAAGGGCAAAAGAACAUAGAAAUUAGCCAAUUCCCAAGAAUGGAAGAGAAUGAUUGUCUUAGUUUGCUGGGGCUGCUCUAACAAAGCACCAGACUAAGUAGCUUAAACUAUGGAAAUUUGUUUUCUCGCCAGAGCUAGAGGCUAAAGGUCAAAGAUUAAGGUGUGCACUGGGCUGGUUUCAUUCUGAGGUCUCUCUCCUGGGCCUGCAGAUAGCUUCCUCCUUCCUGUGCCUUCACAUGGCCUGUCCUCUGUGCAAAGAUCCCUUCUCUCUCUCUCUCUCUCUCUCUCUCUCUCUCUCCCAACUUUAAGAGAGAGAGAAAAGAGAGAAUCUCUCUGCCAGUUUACUCCCCAAAUGCUGAAAGCCAGGACCUCAAUCCAGACCAGCUAUAAGGGUGGCAGGAACCCAAUUAUUUGAGCCAUCAUUGCUGCCUCCCAGGGUCUGCAUUAGCAGGAAGCUGGAGGGAGGAGACAGAGUUGGGAAUUGAACCCAGGCACUCUGAUAUAAGACACAAGCAUCUUAACCUCUAGGAUAAAUGCCUGAACCCUGAUGUCUCUUCAAACGUCCAAAUUUCCUGUUUUUUUUGUUUGUUUGUUUGUUUGUUUGUUUUUGACAGGCAGAGUGGACAGUGAGAGAGAGAGACAGAGAAAAAGGUCUUCCUUUUGCCAUUGGUUCACCCUCCAAUGGCUGCCCAUGGCAGGAGCCAGGUGCUUCUCCUGGUCUCCCAUGGGGUGCAGGGCCCAAGCACUUGGGCCAUCCUCCACUGCACUCCUUGGCCACAGCAGAGAGCUAGCCUGGAAGAGGGGCAACCAGGACAGAAUCCAGCGCCCCGACCGGGACUAGAACCCGGUGUGCCGGCGCCGCUAGGUGGAGAAUUAGCCUAUUGAGCCACGGCGCCGGCCCAAAUUUCCUGUUCUUAUACCAAUACAAGACAGACAGGAUUGGAGUCCAACCUAAAGGCAUCAUUUAAAAAAAUUAUUUAAGGUAUACAAGUUUCGUGUAUUUCAGAUAUACGGAUUUAGGGACAUAGUGAUAGUUGCCAUCCUACCCUCAUUUUUAUGUCAUUACUCCUUUAAAGGCUCUAUCUCCAAAUACAGUCACAUUCUGAGUUAUAGGGGGUUAGGGUUCGAUGCAGGAAUUUUGAAGAGACACAAUUCAGCCUACAACAACAGAACUGAUAAAUUUAGGGACAGUCUACAAAAUCACAGAUAAAAGUUACAUAGCCUGCCUAUUGGAGACCAAGGCGACGUGACCAGUUCAAAGCCGUGUAGGGAGACCCAGGACUGGAUGGAUCAGUGGCAAUAAUUUCAGCGAGGCCUGAAGAUUAGGUAGAAGCAUUACAUCAGGCGAUAGGAGUACACGUGUGCUAUUUCCUUGUUUUGGUCAAUGCACUAUGGUUAUGUAAGAUGUCAAUAUUUGGGGAUGCUUGGAUGAAGAGUAUAUGGGAACACUUUGUACUAUUUUUUGCAACUUUUUUCCCACGUCUGGAAUUCUUUCAAGAUUAAAAUUUUAACAUUUUUAAAAUUAGGUAAAAUAGAGCAAGUGAAUUGAGAGGAGCGAGAGAGGGAGGGAAAGAAUGGGAUUAGAUUGUAGAGGAAGAAAUAAAGGCAGAAAACAGAAAAACGGGUCCCAUGAGGUCAGAGAUUGUAUCUGGGUUCCCCAUGACCUCUGCUUCUGGGACAGUGCCCGGGAGGUCAGCAUAGGCUUUGGGAAGCUCGGGUCACAGAGAUGAUACGGGAGGGCUGGAAGGCAGUAAGCACAUCAGGCCUCACCUCACAUCCAGGAGGGACCUCCAGUGUUAACUUCUGCCGUUUUCUACAAACCAAGUUACACAAUCACUGUAUUGUGCGAUGAAAGCAGGACUUACCUGCAUGCAAACGUUUAAAAACGCUGCCAUUCAGGUAACUGUGCUUUGGUAUCCCCUCGCUUUUUUCCUUUCAUUUAUUUUUUUUUUUUUUGGAGAUAUAAUUCACAUGCCAUGAAAUUCAUUUUAUAUUCAAUGAUAUCAUUCACAAAGUCGUGAAACCAGCACCACUCUCAAGUUAUAAAAUGUUUGCAUCAUUCCAAAAAAAAAAAAAAAAAAAAAACAAAAAAAAAAACACACCCUGCUCAGUCAUUUUGUGUUUCUGCAUCGCCCAGCCCCCUAUCACUAAUCUGCCUUCUGUCUCUAUAGAUUUGCCUAUUCUGGGCAAUUUCGUGUGAAGGGAUCCGUGCAUCUUAUGGACCAGGCGUAUUUCAAACGCUGAGCUUGGACGCCGGAUUGGACGCGCGGGUCGGGUGUGCUCAGGGAGCUCAACCGCUCUGCAGCGUCUGGACUCGGCAGGUGCAGGCGGCUGCGGGGCCGCGGCGGGUAGGGGCGGCGGCGGGCGUGGCCCAGACCGCGGGCUGGGCGGUCGUUCCGGACGCCCACGGCGCGGGCAUGGCGGGCUGGUGGCGGGCGCUGGCGCGCGCGGCCCAACGCCACCCGUGGCCCACCAACGUGCUGCUCUACGCCGGCCUCUACUCUUCCGGCGACGCGCUGCAGCAGCAGCUACGGGGCGGCCCUGCGGACUGGCGCCAGACGCGGCGCGUGGCCACCCUGGCCGUAACCUUCCACGCCAACUUCAACUACGUGUGGCUGCGCCUGUUGGAACGCGCGCUGCCGGGCCGCGCGCCGCGCACCGUCUUGGCUAAGGUGCUGUGCGACCAGACGUUCGGCGGACCCGUGGCCCUCUCGGCUUUCUACAUCGACUGGUCUGAUGUACUGGCCCCUGGUCCAGCUGACCAACUUUGGCCUCGUUCCUGUUCACUGGAGAACAGCUUACACUGGACUCUGUGGCUUCCUCUGGGCCACCUUCCUUUGCUUCUCUCAGCAGAGUGGUGACGGCACACUGCGGUCGGCUUUCACUCUCCUUCGCAGAAAGGAAGCUGGGGCAGUUGAGAGGCCCCCGGAGAAGUAAGGGGUCAACAGCUCCCUUAAAGUGACCACAUUUUGUUUUUCUAAAAUGUACUGGGUGGCCUGUGGAGAACAUACUUGACUUCCCAGUUGUGUGCUGCAUUUUGAAGAAUUACUAUUCCACAGGCUCACUUGCUUUUUAAUUACCAAUGAUUAUUUACAUUUAUUCAAACCCUUCCCCUCUUCCAGUCUGAAAGUCUUACUUCCUGAAUAUUUUCACUUCUCUAAUAUUUUGAUUAAUAGUAACAGUGGCAGAUGUCCAUUUUAGAAUAAUUAAUAUUUAUACUCAUAUUGUGAUUCCAAUUGAUUUCAGGAACUCCACUUUUGAUUGUUUACUUCUGUAUUUUAAAACCUCAGGCUAUCUUCUUAACGCUUUUGGGUCAGAUUACCCUUUGUACCAAAAAUAAUCCUUAAAAUACAUUUCUACUUACAAACAACUCAGUCAAUGAGAAGACUGAAUAAUUUGAUCCUUCCCAUACCAUAUACUAAUUUAUUGUUAUGCUGAUACUAAAAUACUAUAAGUACAUUUUUAUCAUCAAAACAGUAAGUGUUUUGUAAGUGUGUUCUGUAUAGAAUGUAUUUUAUCAGUGUCUCCUACUUUUAUAAUUUCUAAGCUAAGUACAUUUCAAUUGAUAAUUUUUGGUUUUGAGCCUUUUCAGUUGACUACAGCAUUCCAUUUUCAAGAUAUAUAAAAUAAUUCAGCUUCUUAAUGAAAUACACUGAAUGAAAAGUUCUAAAACACAAGUUUUCUUCCUCUGGAAGGAAGAACUCUCACCCAUAUGAUACCACGGAAGGUGGUCACCUCGCAUUUCACACCGAUAGUUAUCUUUAAAAUUCAGCACUUUAAUAUAAAUCUUUAUACUUUAAAGUAGACAUGAAAAACUUAAUUCAGUCUUUCAGAUUUAUUCAAUUUGUCUAACCUCAGGUUUAAAAAUUAUGUAUCUCAAGGAGUUUCAGCAAAUUAAGAAUUAUACCAUUCUGUUGUUUCCAAUGGUGUAUUUUCACAUGUUUUACAAUGUUGAGCACUUAACUGUUAAUUUAUCUCAAGAAUGUAUACUUGAGGCUAAUUUAAGAAUGUAUAUUAAAAUUUCUAUGCAUAUAUGAUUUUAAUGUUUAUAAAAAUCAUAAGUAUAUAAUUUAUCUGAAUUGAAUAGGUAUUAAUAUAUUUUAUAUUAGGACAAUAUAGAAAUAAGGAAAUUUCUAGGUGGUCUAAAUUGUAAAACAAUUUGUUUUUGCAUUAUUUUAAAAGCAGUUAAUAGAACAGAAAAGCUAUUUCAUGAUAGAUGAGGCAAAUACUUCAAAAGCUUAUCCAGGGUGAUUACAGGCAAGGUUUUAGAUGAGCUUCAACAUUACUUUUAUGAUGCAAGCCUUGGAAAAACAGACCUUGCUUAUACUGUCAAAAGGAAAAAAAGGAAAGCUUAAUGUUUACAAAAAUUACAGUAUGAUGGUCUUCACUAAUACUGUACUGUGCUAAUUCUGAAUUUUUGCAAAUAAUACACUUAAUUUUCAUGCAAUGGUAAUUUUGUGUUUUGGUGUAAAAAAUGGAACUUAUUCUAAAUACAAGCAUAUUUAACCACUUCAUGGAAAAAUGGAAUUAAAAGUCUAAGUUUAUUUGGGUGCAAAAAUAAUUUUGAAAUCUAUGCAUGAGUUUUUUAUAAUACACACUGACCACAUAUUAUUAAAUUUUUUUCAUCAAAAUAAACUAACACUUUUUUAAAAAAGAUUUAUUUAUUUAUUUGAAAGUCAGAGUUACACAAAGAAAGGAGAGGCAGAGAGAGAGAGAGAGAGGUCUUUCAUCCUCUGGUUCACUCCCCAAUUGGCCGCAAUGGCUGCAGCUACCCUGAUCUGAAGCCAGGAGCCAGGAUCUUCUUCUGGGUCUCCCACAUGGGUGCAGGGACCUAAGGACUUGGGCCAUCUUCUACUGUUUUCCCAGGCCAUAGCAGAGAGCUGGAUCAGAAGUGGAGCAGCCGGGCCAGCGCCGUGGCUCACUAGGCUAAUCCUCCACCUGUGGUGCUGGCACCCCGGGUUCUAGUCCCGGUUGGGGCGCCGGAUUCUGUCCCAGUUGCUCUCUUCUAGUCCAGGUCUCUGCUGUGGCCCGGGAAGGCAGUGGAGGAUGGCCCAAGUGCUUGGGCCCUGUACCCACAUGGGAGACCAGGAGGCCAUUUUGGGGGUGAACCAAUGGAAGGAAGAUCUUUCUCUCUGUCUCUCUCUCUCACUAACUCUGCCUGUAAAAAAAAAAGAAGUGGAGCAGCCAGGACCCAAACUGGCAUCCAUAUGGGAAGCCGGCACUGCAGGCGGCAGCUUUACCCAGUACGCCACAGUGCUGGCCCCUAAAUUCACACUUUUAAUCCCAGAUUCCACAGACUUUGAAGUACCCUCAAAAUACAGAGUAUGGCUGUUAUAAAAUUCUGCCAUCUUCAGUGAUACAUGCCCUAGACCUUCCAGGAUUUACAACUGGGCAGGCAGCGCCACUCUUUCUUCCAGUUCUCACCAUUCUCUAAGAUUUCUUCACACUUGGAUGUUGCCCCACCACGCUCUGGCCCCAGCUUGUUUAGGUAAAGGAUAAACCUAUAAUUUAUUUCCCUUAGCAGAGUCGAGAGAGACUGGAUUCUCAAAGUAACUUUACUUAAUACAAGCACAAAAAGUGAUACUGAAAACAUUGUAAAAAACAAACAACAAUAAUAACAAUGACAAAGCAGCUUACAGGAUACUGGUUGCUGAUCCUUUGUGGUUAGUUUGAAGUCAUGGAUCACUGACCCUGUUCUAGGUCCAGGCAUUUGGGGUGUUGGUCCUGCCGCUCUCAGGGCACCUCCUCCACAUUCUUUCUUUUGUGACUUUGUCAUGGUGUGACAGUGCCAUGGGACAUCCACCACCAGGAAGCAGACUGCCUGGCCCUGGCACCAGCACAAUCAAGAGAAAGCCAGGGUCUCAUCUUUUUGGACUGCUCUUCUCUAUGUCCAGUCUCCAAGGUACAUCUUGUCCUGGAUAACUGGAAAGUGAUUUUUCAAGUCAUGGGCAAUCUUCCCUUCUAUACAAAGGAUGCAACUACCCUUAUAAUCCGUCAGGGUAACCACAGCCAUUAAGGUAACCAUAAUCCUCAUGUAAAGAAGUCACAAAUGUUAUUAAAUGGCCAGUGUGUGCACCAAAUGAGGAUAAACACCGCAGUGAUAACAUUGUUAGGGAGUUCACUGACUAACUGAAAUGAUAGUUAAAACAAAAACAAAACCGGGGGCCAGCAUUGUGGUAUAGUGUUAAGCUGCCACCUAGGACGCUGGCAUUUCAUAUGAAUAGUGGUUCAAGUUCUGGCCACUCCUCUUCUGAUCCAGCUUCCUGCUAAUGUGCCUGGGAAAGCAGCAGAUGAUGGCCCAAGUGCUUGCGCUCCUGCACCUGUGUGGGAGACCUGUAUGAAGCUCCUGGCUUUGGCCUGGCCUAACCCUGCCAUUGUGGCCAUUUGGGGAGUGAACCAGCAGAUGGCAGAUCUGUCUCUGUCUCUGUCUCUCUGUCUAUCUCUCUCUGUAACUCUUCCUUUCAAAUAAAUUAAAAAAAAAAAAUCUUAAAACAGCAACAAAAAAAAACCCUGAUCAUCAGAUUAGGGACAUCUACUCCAACCCACCAUGCUUGAAUGACACUGGUGACAGGUGGCCAACAGAAAGCUUGACUACUGCUCUCUAAUAUGCUCAGCUUUAGCAGGUUAGUGACAUAAGCAGUAGGUACUUUGAAACCAUGGUGCCCUGGUAAUCUGGAGGAGAUUCUUGAGCCAUAUCUUGAAGGAUGGAAAGCACACGACUGUAAGGAUCUGAGAACAGGAGCAGUGGUGGUGGAAUGAGAUGAAAUCUGGAAGGAGAAAUACAGGAUGUGUACGUGCUGAUGGAGACAGGAAGUUUCCACUGACCAUUCCGCAGCACGUGCCUCUGCUCCUCUUACUUGUCAUUACAAAUCAUGGAACUUCAUUUGUAGGAAAAUUGAUAAACGUUAUUCUCUUUUAUCUGUAUCCUGGCUGGUUUUGUGACACAGAAUUAGGCAACUGGACAGUUUGCAUGUCUUUAAAAUUUUCACAUAACCAAGAGUGACAUGUGAAAAAAACCUUUUCUGUAAGACUUCCAUAUUUUUCUUAAAAUCCACUCAGUAAGGUGAUUCAGUGGACAAAUUGAUUCUUUGCCCACUAUACAGUCAGUGAAAUCUAGCAGUUAGGGAUUCAUACAAAUAAACGGUGCUUCAGAUAAAUUUAAUUAUUUGUGUCAAUACUGCUUGAGCAAGAAUGAGAAAACUGUUUAGUGAAUGAAAGGAAUCACAGAUAAUGAAAGUUAUAGUUCAAAGAGGAAAGCGUUCUCAUAUUCGAGUACUUCAUUAGCAACUAUAAUUUCAUGCUUUGAGGAAAAAUGUGUUCUGUUUCUUUCACAUUACAACUUAUAGGUAAAACAACUUUGGUAUUUGAGGUUGUAUCUAAAUAUGUCAGCAAUGUUAACUACAAUGAACCAAAUUAAAAGCACUUCGUCUGUUUAAUAGAGCUAGAGUAUGCAGAUUCACAAUUUCUAGCCUAUCCGUCAUUGCCAUGUACUUUAUUUGAUUACUGGUUUUCUUCCAAGGACCAUCAUCCUUUAGGAUCCAUUUGAAGCUAUCAAAAAAUAUUUUCUUGCUACACAUGCAAUCUACUUUUAGUUCAGUGGAAUUUUAUGUGAAUUUCUAUAGAGUAUUUGCAAAAACAAAUUCUAUCUAGGUCAUGCUUAACAUUAUAUUCUGGAGGCAGCUUUCAUUUGAAAUUAGGUUCAUCUUCUGAGAGUAUUAAAAAGUUAAUGGAUUUUUGUGCCUGAAGAUUUUGACCUCACAAUGGCUACAUUUAAUCUAGUUUUACCCAUAAGGCUUACAGUCCAAAGGAACUAAAUCAGUGAAAAUGCAAUUAAAACUACCGAAAAUCCUUUCUUUAAGACUGUUAACAUCUGAUAAAUAAAAAGAGAAAUCUGGGGUUUAAAGAUAAAGUAUGUGGGCGGGCUGUGUGACACAGCAGGCUAAGCCGCUGUCCCGUCCCUUAUCAGCGAGCGUGGCUGAAGUCCCAGCUGCUCUGCUUCCUGUCCAGCUUCCUGCUAAAGCAUCCUAGGAGGUAGCAAAUGAUGACUCAAGUACUUGGGCUCCUGCCACCCAUGUGGGAGAUGCGGGUGGAGUUCUGGACUAGACUGUUGGACAGUCACUCUCUUUAUAUUGUUCUGCCUUUCAAAUACAUUAAAAAGAAUAAACCCUUUUUUUAAAAAAAAAAAAAAAAAGCACUAUUUUGUAUAUGGGAGUAUUUAAAAAAGUUUCUGGAAAAACAAAAUUAUAAGACAAGUUUAAGGGCUGGCAUUAAGCUAUCACCUGCAACACCAGCAUCCUGUAUCCUUUUUUUUUUUUUUUUUUUAAAGGUAAGUUUAUUUUGAUGCAAAAUAACUUGAGAUCAGGGCCGGCACAGUGGCUCAAUAGGCUAAUCCUCUGCCUGUGGCGCCGGCACAUUGGGUUCUAGUCCCGGUCGGGGCGCCGGAUUCUGUCCCUGUUGCCCCUCUUCCAGGCCAGCUCUCUGCUGUGGCCUGGGAAGGCAGUGGAGGAUGGCCCAGGUGCUUGGGCCCUGCACCCGCAUGGGAGACCAGGAGGAAGUGCCUGGCUCCUGGCUUCGGAUCAGCGCGGUGCGCUGGCCGCAGCGGCCAUUGGAGAGUGAACCAAUGGCAAGAGGAAGACCUUUCUCUCUGUCUCUCUCUCUCACUGUCCACUCUGCCUGUCAAAAAAUAAUAAUAAUAAUAAUGAUUUAAGAUCAACAAGUUGUUUUCAUAUUAUGCAUUUUCCAUGGUGGUUUUUUUAAUUAAUUUAUUUAUUUGAAAAUCAGAGUUACACAGAGAGAGGAGAGGCAGAGAGAGAGAGGUCUUCCAUCCGCUGGUUCACUCCCCAAUUGGCUGCAAUGGCCGGAGCUGCAUUGAUCAGAAGCCAUUAGCCAGGAGCUUCUUCCGGGUCUCCCAUGGGGGUGCAGGGGCCCAAGGAUUUGGGCCAUCUUGUACUGCUUUCCCAGGCCACAGUAGAGAGCUGGAUCCCAAGUGGAACAGCCGGGACCAGAACCAGCGCCCAUAUGGGAUGCUGGCACUUCAAGCCAGGGCAUUAACCUACUGCACCACAGCACUGGCCUCCACGGCCCCCAUAGUGUUGUGCUUUUUAAAGAUUUUUAUUUAUUUAUUUGAAAGGCAGAGUGACAAAGAGAGACACAUGGAGAGAGAGAGAGAUCUGCCAUCCACUGAUUCACUCCCCAAAUGGCAGCCAGGUCCGAGCCAGAUGGAAGCUAGGAGCCAGGAACUCCAUCUUGGUCUCAAACAUGGGGACAGGGACCCUUGCACUUGGCCCAUCUUCUGCUGUCUUCCCCAGGUGCAUUAGCAGGGAGCUGGAUCUCAAGCCAAAUAGCUUAGACUCCAACCAGGCCCCCUGUGUGAAGGAAUUCUGUGCUUUUCUGAUUCUCUUCCCCUUUCUAAGUCUGUCUUUACUUACCUGAGUCUUUAUUCAUCCAUCUCUCUCCUGUUACUUUGUCAGUGCCCCCCAAGCCCAACCAAGCUCGGCUGUAACAGUCUGCUUUUUACUACUAAAAUGAGACGCCUGAUGCAGGUUACUUUACGAGGGAGAGUUCUGUGCUGGAGGCACAAGCUCUAGGCACUGCAUCUGGCGAUGGAGUUUCUGCUGGCAGAGUUCCAAGGCAACGCAGGGCAUCAUGUGGCAGGAAAAAGGGAGUGUGUGUGCACACGUGUGUGUUUGGUCUUUCUCCCUCUUCUUACAAAGCCACCAUAAUCCAAUAAUGGGGACUUUGCCCUAAUGAUUUUAUCUAAACCUAAUCAUUUUCCAAAUGCCCUCACCUCCAGCCACCACAGCUGAAUUAAAUUUCUACCUUAAUUUCUCCUGAUGGGGGGAUUAAAUUUCCACACAUGAACUUUUGGGGGACACAUCAAAGUAGCCAAACCACAGCACCCCUUUUUUCCGCCCCUCCUCUCCUGCCUGUACUCACACCAACCAAAUGCUCCAGGAAGACAGUGACUAGAAUGAAGUAAGGGCUCACUACAUGUGUACUGUACUUAAGUGACAGCCAUUCGUUAGCAAGGAUGGUGGUAGAAUCCCCGCUCUGGUCUCUGCAAGAAAAACAAGCAAGAAGGAUGAAUUCUCAGAAUUUUUUUUUUUCUGGUGAGAGGCAGACAGAGAUAAUAGAAAAGAGAGCGCCUGUCCUUUGGUUCACUCCCAAAUGCCUGCAAGGGUCAAGGCUAGGUUGGAUUGGGCUGGGCUGAAGCCAAGAGCUGAGAACCCAUUCUCCUAUGUGGGUGGUAAGAACCCAAGCACCUGAGCUGUCCCUGCUGCCUCCCAGGGUGUGCCUGAACAGGAAGAUGGAAACAGAGCUGGUUGAACCCAGGCACUUGAUAUGGGAUGCUAGACCACAGCACCCCUGCAGCCCUAGGAAUAAUUUUGAAGUGAGUAAACCUUAGAUGCUCCGUCUUUUCUGACACCUUCUCCUUCCUCUGGGUGUUCUUUCUCUCCAUUCUCAAAAUGGCUAUGGCUUUGUAUCUCCCAAAUUAGCUCUCCCUUCUUUUCUUAGCUUCUCAAAACUCAUUUUCUUUAUCUGGCUGAUUUCAGCUAGGUGUUAGAAAAGCAGGCUUAUUAAACUGAUUUACUGAGAUGUGGAGGCUGACCUUUUUAGUUGAGAAUUUUUUGAAAAAUUAAAAUUAAUAAUAGAAACUUAUCUUUGGAUGAAUUUUUGGGAACUGUUUCUGGGGGUGGGGAGACUGGGGUGUGUUUUUGGACAAAGACUUCUGAUACACUGUACAUUAUGCUGCCUACUUCCCUUUGGAUUAAAAUCAGUAUGGCAAGGAUCUUUGCCACGUCUGAAUAAUGCCAUUGCAGUAUUUGCAAUGGGAAGUUCCAUCUGUCCAUUUUCUAAUACUUCUAUCAGUGUCCUGGUUUUCUGAGCCAUGAGCCCAGAAUGCUGUCUUCAUAUUUUAGGUACCCGGUGUUCUAGAAGCAACCAGUGUUGCUUCAUUCUUAAGUUUUAAUUAUCUGUGUAUCAUGUAUGUUAAAAUUUUGAAAUAAUGUGACAAUGUAUAUGAAAAAUAAAUGAAUUUUAAUUAAGUAUAGCAAA